AGAGACGCUCGAAUAGGAACACUCCUCCUUGGUCCGCACCUGCGAACAACUGUUCUCUGACCGCCAACGAGGCCUGCGUCUCCGUCUGAAAUAGCAACCAUGUCUGCCGCCGGCACCUACAGAGGCACCCCGAAGCAGGUGCGCAACCAAGCACAGUUCGCCAACAGUCCCUCCGGCAUCCCACGUCCAGCGCUCGACCAGCAUGCGUCACAAAGCGAUGCCGGUACAUCAACGCUCAGUGCCAGUCGGCAGAAAAUGUCGAAACGAGACGAGGCCAUCCGUCGCAAGAUCGAGACCGACUUGAACAAGAAGAAGAACCCCGGUGGGCGCGUCCGUCCGACGAGGAAAGCUCCUCCAGGCACCGUUCUCGCCCUCAAACCCAGCCCGGCAUUGCAGAUUAAGCCCAACACGACCGUCGCCGAAGCCGCGCAAUUGAUGGCCGCGAAGAGGGAGGACUGCGUUCUCGUUACCGACGACGAUGACCGAAUUGCCGGUAUCUUCACCGCGAAGGAUCUUGCUUUCCGAGUUGUUGGAGCUGGAAUCAAGGCACGGGACGUUACUAUCGAGGAGAUCAUGACAAAGAACCCGCUCUGUGCGAAGACCGAUACGAGCGCGACGGAUGCUUUGGACCUCAUGGUACGGAAAGGUUUCCGUCAUCUGCCGGUCAUGGACGAGAACCAUGACAUUUCUGGUAUCUUGGAUAUCACAAAAUGCUUCUACGAUGCUAUGGAGAAGCUGGAGCGGGCCUAUAGCUCCUCGCGGAAGCUCUACGAUGCGUUAGAGGGCGUGCAGGCGGAACUCGGAGCGAGCCAGCCGCAACAGAUCAUACAAUAUGUAGAAGCCAUCCGAACGAAGAUGUCCGGUCCCACGUUGGAGUCAGUAUUGACUGGACUGCCACCGACUACGGUCUCUGUUCGCACAUCGGUCAAGGAGGCAGCUGCGUUGAUGAAGGAGAACCACACCACGGCAGUGUUGGUGCAGGAUCAAGGAUCAAUCACCGGUAUUUUCACCAGCAAAGACGUAGUGCUUCGCGUCAUCGCUGCUGGUCUUGACCCUGCUACCUGCAGCGUUGUGAGGGUAAUGACGCCCCACCCCGAUUUUGCGCCGAUGGACAUGAGCAUCCAGGCAGCUCUUCGCAAAAUGCAUGACGGCCACUACCUCAACCUGCCUGUCAUGAGCGAGGCUGGAGAGAUUGUGGGCAUGGUCGAUGUCCUCAAGCUGACAUACGCUACUCUGGACCAGAUCAACAACAUUAAUACUGGCGAUUCGGAAGGUCCCGCCUGGAACAAGUUCUGGCUUUCGCUGGACAACGAGACAGAAUCCAUGAUGUCCGGAGAAGGCGGAAGCAGAGUGCCCGGCACUCCGGAUCACCGGUCAAUGAUGUCGCAUGAUAUGCAUCGUCCAGGCCUUAUUGACCGUGGAGACAGUGUGCUACCGAAUGAGUCGGCAUCCCAUCACGGCGACUCACCAUCUGCCUCGGCUUUAGCUGGCGCGCCCCAUACGGCCUUCGAAGAUAUGCCAUUCCCCUUCAAGUUCAAGGCUCCCAGCGGACGCGUGCAUCGCCUGCAGGUGGUCGCCUCCGCCGGGAUUGAGGAGCUUGUCACAAAUGUCGCUGCCAAGCUCGGAUCUGAGGUCGAUGCUAUAGGAGGUGCACCGACCUUUGAAGACGGGAAGAUGACCAAAUCCGGCUUCGCACUCAGCUACCUCGACAAUGAGGGUGACACCGUCUCUAUUACCACAAACCAUGAUCUAAUUGAGGCAAUCAGCCUCUCGCGCCUAGCCCACCGAGAGAAAGUCGACCUUUUUGUACACGACCCGGACAAGGCUCCGCUCUCAGCAACCGUUGAGCCUCAGCCCGCAUUGGCAAAACCGCCGACUCCUCCCGAAUCUGUGCUCCGCGAACGCAAGCAAUUCUUCGAUGACGAUGAGGAGGAGACUCGCUCCAGACACCGAGGUCAGUCAUCGGCACAAGCCAAGCAGGAAGAGAUUAUUGCUGGGGUUCCCAAUGAUCUACUGCUCCCAGGAGCGAUUGUGACCUUGGCGGUUGUUGUAGUGGCCGUCUUCGCUCUCGGCCGCGCCUCAAACCGGUAGACGCGGCGAGACGCCAAUUUUGAUUUAGUUUUGGCGGUGUGUAAGAAGACCAGGUUGUUGGAUUGCUGUUCCCCGUUUUGAUAUCCCUAGAUGCGGUAGAGAUGGCGUGUAUUCUAGGCUUUAGCAGUAGUAUUAUAAUGCUAUAGGGCAUGGCAGGAUUCC
Molecule: messenger RNA, 2253 nt
Organism: Trematosphaeria pertusa
Lineage: Eukaryota; Fungi; Ascomycota; Dothideomycetes; Pleosporales; Trematosphaeriaceae
Product: CBS-domain-containing protein
Exons: 4
Coding region: 100-2091 (663 amino acids)
Molecular function (GO): protein binding
Source: RefSeq, a predicted model, not a curated record